Molecule: messenger RNA, 2453 nt
Organism: Xiphias gladius (swordfish)
Lineage: Eukaryota; Metazoa; Chordata; Actinopteri; Istiophoriformes; Xiphiidae
Gene: fam3a
Product: FAM3 metabolism regulating signaling molecule A
Exons: 10
Coding region: 659-1351 (230 amino acids)
Source: RefSeq, a predicted model, not a curated record
UCUACAGACAUGUCAACACGCCGUCGGAAGAACGACUAGAAAAGGCCACACCGCUGUCAGUUACAUCGAAAUGAAAUUAAUGUAGCUCAUUUAGGGAGCCACAAACUAUUUUUUUUUCUGGUUUUACUUGGUAAUGGACUGCUACAAAUACGUAACACAACAAAGGCAGUUAAAUUAAGAUGUGGUCUGGUGUGACUACUGGGUUAGCACUGAUGGUAACGCCUAGUUCAUGCUCCCAAGUCGGAAUAACGGGCGUUUUGCUAAUCUUCGCAUUCUUCUGACAGUUAACGAAGGCAGCAUAUAAUAGAUUUUUGUCACGUGAACCUCCUUGCGCAGACUCCGUCUUCACGGGCUGGGGGUUGGAGAUAUAUCCGGAAGACGGAUGACAUAAAAUGAAUAUACAUUUCCCUCCCCAUAUGGUUGUCGAAAGUGCGGUAAUAACACUUGUGUAAAUGGUCGACUGAGCAAACAGAAGGCUGACUUAUGCCACGAAAGUCUCAAUGAGGAAACAGCGCAAGAAAUAAAUCAAAGUCCCGAGUGGCAAGAGCAACAGCUCUUCUUAAUUACGUUAUAUUCAUUACAUCCUUGCAAAGGUGACAGGGAAAAAAACGAUACUCGGCCGAAGCGUGGGCACAGGAGGUCUAUGAGACGGUGAAUCAUGAGAUUAACAGGCCCCCUGAGAGUUGUGGCUGUGCUGCUGUUGGUGGGGCUCACCUGGCUGCUGGCAAACACUUUAUUUGGAGGGGAGAGUGGUUCAUCUGUGCGGCAUUUUUUCAGUGGUGCAAGUGAGGAACCAACACCUUCUGAACCCCGCCCUCGAAGGUAUAAAUGUGGACUUUCAGCCCCCUGUCCCCCAAAACAUUUGGCUUUCCGCCUGGUGUCUGGUGCUGCCAACGUCAUCGGCCCCAAAAUCUGCCUGGAGGACAAGAUGUUAGUGAGCAGUGUGAAGAACAACGUUGGCAGAGGACUAAACAUAGCUUUGGUGAAUGGGGUAACAGGAGAGCUUUUGGACACAAAGAACUUUGAUAUGUGGGCAGGAGAUGUUUCUGACCUGCUGAAGUUUCUCCGGCCGCUCCAUGAGGGAACACUUGUGUUUGUGGCUUCCUUUGAUGAUCCAGCUACAAAGCUGAACGACGAGUCUCGACGACUGUUUGAGGAGCUUGGGAGCACAGCAGUGAAGGAGCUGGCCUUCAGAGACAGCUGGGUGUUUGUUGGAGCCAAGGGCAUCGAGAACAAGAGUCCCUUUGAGCAGCGUAUGAAGAACAGUAAGAGCAGCAACAAGUAUGAAGGUUGGCCUGAGUCUCUGGAGAUGGAUGGCUGCAUUCCUCUUCGGCCAGCCCUGGAAGGAUAGCUCUGCCCCAGUAUUCCCUCACAUACAGUACAAUAACACCUGGAUUAGCAGCAGCGGAUCCAAAUGCUGCUAGAAAGCCAAGGACCUGCUGAACAACCGUAACCAUCCAGGAUUUGGGCCACAAAUGAUGUUUUGUUUUUCUCCUCGUGGCAGAGGCAGGAGCUGACUUCAAAGAUUGUCUUGGGACUUGAUAUAUUUAAAAUUGCUCGAAACUGCUGUGAAGAUUUGUGCAUGCAUCUUUGUGUGCCACCUUUUGAACUGAAGUAAUGUGGUAGAAAUAAGGAAAAUGUUUGCGUCAGGUUGAGGGGAACUUGAGAGUCCAAAUGUUUGACGACCAAAGUGUAACGGUGUCUAGUAAAUGAAUACAGCUGGAGUAGGUCUUCCAAAGCCAUUGUAGGAAAUGCACAUUCAAUACAUUUGAUGAUCAGCAGGCAAAAGACACACCUUGCUAGUUUGACACUAAGGCAUUGGGAAACCUGAUCCACAUCAGCACAAGGAAAACAGCUGAAGUACUCUACUAGUUUAAAAGGUUCUGCUAAACUCAAGGUCUAUGUGCAGACUUUAUUUUUAAAUAUGUUAAUAUAUUUUCAACCCAUGACACACGGUAUAUAAUUCAGUGAUAUUGUUAUGCAUAGUGUUAGCUGUCAUUGUUUCCUUAGAACUUGAUGCACAGCACUUAUUGCUUGCCACUUGUUUACAAAUUUCUCAAGGCGAAUUUGGCCUGGGUCAUUUUCCUUUGAUAAACCUAUUUAUUGUAAUACUUUAUGACAAAACACGGAAGAUUUAAUUGUGCGGGUUCAUCAUAACACUGCCCGUGGUUUUAAUGUUGUCCCAGGCCUGCAAGCAUCGUUCCACUGAGUGCUUUAUUUAACAGAUUCAACCUAAAUGUGUGGUUGUGUGUGCUGUUUUUUUUAAAAUAUUGAAUGUAUCCACCUGGUGUCUUGCAAGCCUAACAUGUAGGAAAUGCUCGAUGCAUAAAAAUAAAAAGAUCUAUGUAUGGUUAGAGGUCCAUUUUAGCUGCCUUUGUCUGGACUAUGUUAUGUUACCUGUAAGUGUGAAGAUUUUUCUACAAAGCACCACAAUUUGUGCUCAUAUUGUGACA